Messenger RNA from Raphanus sativus (radish), 440 nucleotides. Its product is annotated as callose synthase 3-like. The record is from RefSeq and is a predicted model, not a curated record. The transcript is spliced from 4 exons. Bases 45 to 440 code for a protein of 131 amino acids. Lineage: Eukaryota; Viridiplantae; Streptophyta; Magnoliopsida; Brassicales; Brassicaceae.
GUGGCUAAAUUAUUUGAUCAAAUCAUUUUAUUUAGGAUCUAAAGAUGCCAGCCGAAGCUAAUAAUCUUCCCGACAGUGAGGCCGUGCCAUCAGGACUUCGAGAGGUCUCACUAAUCCUUCGCGUGGCCCAUAAAAUACAUCCCACACAUCCUCGGAUUGCUUACCUAUGUGUGCUUGCAGCACUUGAAGAGUCGAGAAUCGUUCUCUCCUUGGACUUUCAAAUUGAUGUUAUGGAGUUUAUGUCUUCUCUUUCGUAUUGGACUAAAACCAAUGAUGAAAAACAUGGGGAUGGAAAAGUGAGGCCUAGUGAUGCACGUGAUAUGCAGAGUUUCUAUCUAGAGUAUUACGAGAAAAACAUCCAAGCUUUGUUCAAGUUUCUUGAAGACAACCGAUAUUUUGAAGGAUAUGCCUUUGAGUACGACAAAACAUUUGAAAGAUAA